Messenger RNA from Pleuronectes platessa (European plaice), 1991 nucleotides. It is a transcript of the gene drc4, whose product is annotated as growth arrest-specific 8. The record is from RefSeq and is a predicted model, not a curated record. Gene Ontology annotation, molecular function: microtubule binding; small GTPase binding. NCBI's taxonomy places the organism in Eukaryota, Metazoa, Chordata, Actinopteri, Pleuronectiformes, Pleuronectidae. Gene Ontology annotation, biological process: flagellated sperm motility. The transcript has 11 exons. The coding region runs from base 61 to 1479 and encodes 472 amino acids. Gene Ontology annotation, cellular component: motile cilium; Golgi apparatus; microtubule.
GACUUCAAACAAGUGGAACUGUUUCCGCCUCUCCGCGUGUUGUCUGUGCGGAGCGACACCAUGCCUCCCAAAAACAAAGGCUCGGCUAAAAAGCCCGCAAAGCCCCGGACGCCCACUCUGAUCGAUGGCCUCACCAAGGAGGAGCUGUCCAAGGAGCAGAUGGAGGAGCACAUUGUGGGCCUUCGAGAGGAGCUGGAUCGAGAGAGGGAGGAGCGGAACUACUUUCAGCUGGAGAGGGACACGAUUCAAAACUUCUCGGAGAACACAAAGAGAGCGCUGCAGGAGAUGAAGGCUGAAAUGAACAACCUAGACAAGGACAUUGAAGAGGAUGAGAGGUGCCACCAAGUAGAGAUCAAGGUGUUCAACCAGAAGAUGAAGCACCUCCUUUGUGAACACCAGAACACGAUCUCGGAGUUGAGAGCAAAUGCUGUAGUCUCGACUGAAAUGCAGCAGAAGGAACAAGACACAUUAGAGUUUGAGCUUCAUAAGAGAAUGAAGGCCAUCAAGGUCCAGAUGGAGGAGAUUAACGAUGAAAACCUUGUCAAGGACCUUGAACUGAAACAUGCUGAAGAAAUGACUGAAGUGAAGGACAAAUUGGAGAAGCAACUCAGAGAAACUGAAGCUGUGUAUGAAGGAAAAACUACGUUUCUGCUACAAGAGCUGGAAAACAUGAGGAAAAAUGGGAUCAGUGAGAAAGAGGAUCACUGGAACAGCCACAUCGAUGUUCUGGUAUCCGACCACAACAAAGCUCUCAGGGAAGCUAGUGAGCUGGUGAAAGACUUACAACAGGCUCUGGAGGGGAGUGAUUCAUUCAAGACACAAAUGAAAGAAAUGAAGACGAAACAGAAGCAGGAGGAAAAGGACCUGAUCCUUGUUUUGCGUGAUAACAAACGUCUUGCUGAGCAACUCUCGAAAGCUGAAGAGGAAAUUGCUGAAAAGAAGAAAAAAAUGAAACACAGCGCAAUGAAAAAGGAGGACACCAAAGAAAAGAUCGUAGAAAAGAAGAUGAAUGAUCUGAAACAGGAUUACGAGACGCUGAAAGAGACAUUCAACAAGCUUCAGCUUGAGAGGGACGAGCUGUACGAGAGGCACUCUCAGUCUGUUCAGAAGGCACAGCACAAAGCCGAUCUGAAGAACAUGCAGCUGGAGACGAAGCUGAAAGCUCUCACAGACAAUCUGGAGAAGACAAACGCUCAGCUCCACUCUGUGCUCACUUCCUCUAACAUGGACCAGACAGGCCUUCGUGAGGUCAUAAACAACAUUCAGGAAAACCCUGACUCCGACAAUAACACCAUCAAGAUCUUACAGUAUAAAAAACAUCAGAUUUCCAAGGCGCGUGAGGAUUUGCUGCUAUACUACAAGGCCAAGCUAAGGGCUCUCGGUGUCCCAGUGGAGGAGCUUCAUGCUGAGCCCUUUGAGAGCAGUCGUACUGGAAAAAUUCGAGGACGGGCCUUAGAUAUUGGCUUUGCCCAGAAGUGAGAAAACAGACAUUUUAGAUAAAAAAAACACCAUCAGCAAAGCUCUGAUGCAGCAUGAAGGGACUGUUUUCUUAAAGAAAAGCUGCUCAAAUUGAAAACAUGCAUUUACAUUUUUUAAGAAAAGGUAAUUGUAGCUUUAAUAAGCAACAUGUUGUUGUUUCAAACUAUAAAAAAUUAUUUACACAGUGGUGCAUUGAGCUGGAUACCUCACAGCAAGUUUGCGUGUUCCUCAAUUGCCGGCUUGAACCACCUCCGGGUGCUCUUCCAGUCUCUAAGACUUUAUCCAAACUUUAUGUAGUUUGGCUUUUUCUUGACGGAAAUUGUACUUUAUUGAUUCUUGAUGUUCUGGGUUUUGUACCCUCAUGGUUGAAUGAACUUAUUGUAGGUCGCUUUGGAUAAAAGCGUCAACUAAAUGAAAUGUAAUGUAAUCAGAUUGUCAGGUUGAUUGUCAGUAUAUUGUUUGAUUGGGAGUAGAUCCUGGGGGCAAGUGAAGUCGAGUCUGUUGAUACUUAA